UUUAGCAUUUUUGAAAGAAAUAAAACAUAGGAGCCUUUAAAAGUGAGAUGAUGAAGCCGACCAAAACUUCCUCGACAGGACCUCUUUGGGGGGAAUUGCCAGCACGAGAGCUUCACAAACAAGAAGUAAUAACGCCAGACAUUAUCGAAAAUAUUUGGAGGACUGUAUUGGAGGAUUCGGAUAAUCCUGGUGGCGAUUACGGAGACAAAAAUGAUAUUGCAAUGCCUAUGGGAAACGUGCACGUGUUAAACACGAUAAAUUAUCAUCAACAGCUGAGGUCAAUGGAAGAUGGAACGGUUUUGAAAGAUGUGACUUCUAUGGAAGAAGAUUGUAAACCCGCAGAGCCUCAAAAUCCUUUUCGAUUUCUAACUCCUCGUCCAAGAAGGACUUUUAAAAACACCUUUAAAAAGAAUUAUCCAACGACGGAAUUGAAGUCGGAGACUGCUCGUAGUUUAUUGAAGCACUCAGUCAUGGUUUUGUUGGCGCAUAUCGGAUAUGAAAAAUCCUCUGAUGUGGCUGUGGAAACUAUCACGGAUGUUGCUGAUUUUUUUCUGCUGAGGAUUAGCCGUCUUUUGAAGCUUGCUUCUGAACAGGAUGAUUAUGGAUUUCCGGAUGCAGUGGAAAGAGUACUUCUCGAAUCAGGUGUAGGUGGAGUAGAAGAACUCCAUAAUUAUUACCAAAACACGAUAUUACGUUUCGAACAACGUGUCAGAAAAAAAGUAGAAAAAGCUGUCGAAAAACAAAAACUAGAGCUUGAUGCUUGCAAUUCAAAAAUGGAAUUGGACGAAAUCGCGAGUAGAUUUCAAUUCCAGGAGUUCGACCGAUUUGGAAACGUGUAUGAAAGAGAAGUUCCUACGCUCCAGCUUCUCGAUCCUGACAUGGGUUUUCCACCGAGUCUCGACGCAGGAUUCCAAAUGUUGCACAGCCUUGAACAAGACGAAUUAAAUAGCCUGGAGGUCGAAGAUGAGGAGGUGAGUGUCAGCGAUUCUCCAGCAGCUCACCGGCGACUCGAUUUCGUUGCAGAUAAAAAGAAAUCUUAAUGCGUUUAAAAUCAAAUUAGAUUUUCAUCUAUUUAUUCAAUAUAGUGCUUAACAGCGUAAUGAAAUAAUACUCGAUAGGGGAAACUAACUUGGAAUUUUGUAAUCUAGGUCUCAGAAAUUGUAUAUAUGUAUGCUCUUACAAUUAGCCAAUAAAGGCAAAACUUCUUUUA
Messenger RNA from Belonocnema kinseyi, 1210 nucleotides. Its product is annotated as STAGA complex 65 subunit gamma-like. The record is from RefSeq and is a predicted model, not a curated record. Lineage: Eukaryota; Metazoa; Arthropoda; Insecta; Hymenoptera; Cynipidae. Gene Ontology annotation, cellular component: SAGA complex. The transcript is spliced from 8 exons. Gene Ontology annotation, molecular function: transcription coactivator activity; protein heterodimerization activity. Bases 48 to 1040 code for a protein of 330 amino acids.